Molecule: messenger RNA, 2027 nt
Organism: Phyllopteryx taeniolatus (common seadragon)
Lineage: Eukaryota; Metazoa; Chordata; Actinopteri; Syngnathiformes; Syngnathidae
Gene: fam43a
Product: family with sequence similarity 43 member A
Exons: 2
Coding region: 176-1204 (342 amino acids)
Source: RefSeq, a predicted model, not a curated record
AUUGGUUCGGUCCCCCCUAAAAUCCCGAAAUGGUUCGUGCCAGUAUGCUGGCCUCACGUCUUCUCGUCGGCUCCUCACGAGUCCUCAGUUGUGAACUUCACGAACAGCAUGCCGCAAUGGAGCACUUUAGAGGACGGACACACGAAUCGAGGUGCUCGCUGCGAACGGCUCUAAAAUGCUGCCCUGGAAGAAGAAUAAGUUCGACCUGAUCGAGGAAGACAAGCGGUCCAAACCGAAGGGCUAUGCGGUGAGUCUCAACUACUCGGCGCUCACCUCCUUGGCCAAGUCCUGCCCCGAGAGCGCGCUCAACCGGGUGGGCAACAUGUUUAAGUCCAAGCGGAAAAAGGUCAAGAUCACCAGCGACGACCCCACGUACACGGUGCUCUACCUGGGCAACGCCACCACCAUCCAGUCCAAGGGGGACGGCUGCACCGACGUCGCGGUCAGCAAGAUCUGGGGCAAGAGCGACCUGGGCAAGAACGGCACCAAGAUGCGGCUCACCAUCAGCUCACAGGGCAUCCGAAUGGUGCACGUGGACGACAAGGCGAGGAGACCGGGACACUUGUACUUGCUGCACCGCAUAACCUACUGCGUGGCGGACCCGAGGCUGCCCAAGGUGUUCGCGUGGAUUUACCGGCACGAGAUGAAGCAUAAGGCGGUGAUGCUGCGCUGUCACGCCGUGCUCGUGUCCAAGCCGGAGAAGGCGAAAGCCAUGGCGCUGCUGCUCUACCAGACCUCGGCCACGGCUCUGGCGGAGUUCAAGCGCCUGAAGCGGAGGGACGACACCCGUCACCAGCAGCAGCAGCUUAUCGGGGAGCAAACCAUCCCCCUGGCGCCCCUCAGAAAGCUGCUGAACGGCCAGUGCAACUACAAGCCGCCGGUGGAGCGCAGCCGCAGCGCGCCGAAACUGGGCUCCAUCACGGAGGAUUUGCUCGGGGAGGAGGAGGAGGAGAGGGCCAUGCACUUUGAAUACGACGACAUUCUGGACACGGACGAAUGCGUGGCCAAUGGCAAACAAGAGCUCACUCAGAUUAUUAACGAUUUGGGGGAGAUGAGCAUUGGCAACGACGUGCAGACGCUGAAAGCUGACCUCCAAGUCACCAGACUGCUAUCGGGGGAGAGCACGGGGAGCGAAUCGUCCAUAGAGAGCAGCCACGAGCUCCACGCACUCUCCAACGGCUUCGAGCACAUAAAAGUACAGUGAGUAAUAGGACACUAAAGCCAUUGUUGUGUCUUGAGCUAACGUGUCUCCUCCAAGACACAACCCACCUGUUGACAGCAUCAAGACUUUCUUUAAAUGUGUGCCUCUGUAAGUCUACAACAGUGUGAGGAGGGGUAAAAACAACAACAACAAAAAAACAUCCACAUGGUUUGGGGGAUAACAUCAUGUUUUAGAAGUGUGUUCGUGCAAAAAAAAAAAAAAACAUUUUUUUUGGAGAUGCCUGCUUUGAACCUGCCAAAUCCUGGUGCUCCAAAGGGAGCACAUGCAGGACUAAUUCCUGUCUAUUUUAUUUAAGAGGAUUUUCCUCACGGCCUGUUUUUCCAGUGGUGAAAAUAACAAAUGCUGAAAAUGUGCCCACUAUGAUCGAAAAAUAUUCAGUUUAGUUUGUUCUUUUAUUCAGUGGUGGGGAACCUAUGGUCCAUGGGCUAUGUAAGGCAUGCCAAGUGCAUUUGUUCCCACCUGCCAUGCAACAAUAUUUAACCUACAAAUGCUCAUAAUACAUGAUAAUUAGUGCGUCAUAUUUUUUACGGUUCCCCGCCCAUGCCUUAGUGGACCAAAACAUUUACAACCCCUCCUAUUCUUUCAUUUUGCACUGUCAUGAACUUUACUCAAGUAUCACACUGACUACCAUGUGCUUAUUGUCUGUUUUGUUAUGUUGUCUCAAACAUAAUGUCAUAUUUUUGCUGUGCAAAAGAAGAAACACAUUUUGUGUAAGAUGUAAGGUCAGAUGUUUUAAAGUAUAAAUAUGUAAUUUUUCUAAAUAAUGCAAAAAUGUGAACCUCAUCAAUAAAAGAAAUAGAAAGUU